Molecule: messenger RNA, 1314 nt
Organism: Saxophila tyrrhenica
Lineage: Eukaryota; Fungi; Ascomycota; Dothideomycetes; Mycosphaerellales; Extremaceae
Gene: rio2
Product: Serine/threonine-protein kinase rio2
Exons: 3
Coding region: 1-1314 (437 amino acids)
Biological process (GO): maturation of SSU-rRNA; protein phosphorylation
Cellular component (GO): cytosol; nucleus; preribosome, small subunit precursor
Molecular function (GO): ATP binding; protein serine/threonine kinase activity
Source: RefSeq, a predicted model, not a curated record
AUGAAGCUCGACACGCGCGCGAUCCGCUACCUGACCAACGAGGACUGGCGAGUCCUGGCAGCCGUUGAGCAAGGGAGCAAGAACCAUGAGGUCGUUCCCACGCCCCUCAUCACCCAAAUAGCCGGUCUGCGCGGCGGCAGCGGCGUCCACAAAUGCAUAUCGAGUCUGGCCAAGGUGGGCUUGAUUGCAAAGGUCAAGAAUGCGCGCUAUGACGGCUACCGCCUGACAUACGGCGGUCUCGACUACUUGGCCCUUCACACCCACCGUCUCCGCAGCACCAUCUUCAGUCUCGGCAACCAGAUCGGCGUCGGGAAAGAAAGCGACAUCUACAUCACAGCCUCUCCCACCAACCGCCAACAAGUUCUCAAACUCCACCGCCUUGGCCGCAUAUCCUUCCGGAGCGUAAAAGCCAACCGUGAUUACCUUCGCAACCGAUCUACAGGGUCAUGGAUGUAUCUGAGCCGCUUGGCAGCACAGAAGGAGUUCGCGGUUAUGAAGGUGCUGCGGAGAGAAGGGUUCGCCGUACCGGAGCCAAUUGGCUGGAGCAGGCACACUGUUGUGAUGGAGUUCAUCGAUUCGUUUCCACUGAGGAUGGUCGAAUCGGUUCCAGAGCCUGGGAAACUGUACGCAGAGCUGAUGGAUAUGAUCGUGCAGCUGGCGCGGCGGGGACUGAUACACGGCGACUUCAACGAAUUCAACAUCCUAAUCCAGGAGAACACCGUGCCUGCAGCAAUGGAUGGUGGAGAGGAGAAAGUACAGCUGAGACCGGUACUUAUCGACUUUCCACAAGCUAUCAGCACGAACCAUGCAAACGCGCAGAUGUACUUCGACCGCGAUGUGGGGUGCGUGAAGAGAUACUUUGAGCGGAGGUUCAAGUAUGAAGCAGACGAAGACGGACCUUUCUUUCAGGAUGCAAUGAAGGGUAGUGUGAUCGAGCAGAGACUGGACGUUGAGGUAGAAGCAAGUGGGUUCUCCAGAAAGAUGGCUAAGGAUCUGGAGAGGUACGUGGAGCGGGCUGAGGAUGGCGUAGAUGAGGCAGAGCAGGCCGAUGCCGCGGAGGAGGACGAAGGGGAUGUCGAGGACGAAGACGCUGAAGAGGAGGGUGGGGAGGCUGUACUCCCACAGGACCCGCAGGUCGACGAUCCGAAGCUCGCUGAGGAGAUCGGCGGACUUUCUCUGGGUGAUGAUCUGGCGGUCAAACCUCUGGAUCGUGGACGUGACUUCGGCCUGAUGCCACUCGAGGUACCCAGCGAGCCUGACAUUGCGGCGGAGAAGGUGCAUAGCAAGAAGAAGGCGUCUGGUUGGGCUAUCUAA